AUGUUGUUCGGCGACACACGUCACACCCCCGCCGCCACCAACCCACCCGUCCCCACCUCCAUCCCCCCUCAUUUUCCCGGCAUCGCCGACUCCCGCGCAGCCCUGGCCAACCUCUCCGCCGUCCGCUCCCGCCUGGACGCCGUCCGUAGGUUCCUAUCCGAUUCAGUCAACGCCCGCACCCCACUCGGUCAAUUCCAAAACGACGCUAUUUUGUCCGAGAUCUCCUCCGCCGUCCAGCACAUCAUCGUCAACGGCGCCGCCCUGUUGUCGCCCACCAGCUCGCCACGGCCGGAUCCGGCGCUGGUGGAUCCGAAACCCGAGAUCCAACCGGAGGCCGACGAAUCGGACGGCUACGAGAUCGUGGAGAUGGACGAGGUGGAGCUCCUGGCCGAGCACGUCCACCUGUGCGAGAUCUGCGGGAAGGGCUUCAAGCGCGACGCCAACCUUCGGAUGCACAUGCGGGCCCACGGCAACCGGUUCAAGACCCGAGAGGCCCUGUUCAAGCCCGAAUCGAGCGCCGCCGCGCCCACCGGCGGCCGGAAGACGCGGUUCUCGUGCCCGCACGCCGGCUGCAACCGGAACCGGCGGCACGAGAGGUUCCGGCCACUGAAGAGCCCGAUCUGCGUGAAGAACCACUUCCGGCGGAGCCACUGCCCGAAGAUGUACUCGUGCAAUCGGUGCAACAGGAAGAGCUUCUCGGUGAUGGCGGAUCUGAGGAGCCAUUGGAGGCAGUGUGGGGAGAAGAGAUGGAAGUGCACGUGCGGCACGAGCUUCUCGAGGAAGGAUAAGCUGUUCGGGCACAUGGCGUUGUUUGAGGAAGGAUAA
Striga hermonthica is the source of this 825-nucleotide messenger RNA. Lineage: Eukaryota; Viridiplantae; Streptophyta; Magnoliopsida; Lamiales; Orobanchaceae. The record is from the annotation of a GenBank genome assembly.